AUGCUUGUUACCUACUUCUCCUCUUUAAAGCCCUUUUUAUAAGUUCCCACUCCCACUCUGCUUCCUCAACUCUCUCCUUUCCAUUCAACCUUCCUAGAGAGAGAGAGAGAGAAACAACCAUCCAUACAUACACAUCUACUUGUAUCUAUCUAUAUCUUGUUACUACUAACAGUGCUAAGCCUUAAUCUUUGAUCUGUUUUGUUUUGUUGAAAAAAUCAAUGAGUAUGGAAAAGCAUAAAUGUAAGCUAUGUUCAAGAAAAUUCUCAAGUGGUAAAGCUAUGGGUGGUCAUAUGAGGUCUCAUUUAAGGUCUCUACCACUUCCACCAAAAACUCCACCACAAAAUCAAGAUUCUGGUGGUGGUCUUAGUGAAUCAACUCUGUCACUCUAUUCAGUUGAGGAAAUUGAAGAAGAGAAACAUUUGGGUAGUUAUGUGUUAAGAGAAAAUCCAAAAAAGAGUUCCAAGAUUGUAGAUCCUGAGUUUUUGGAUGCUGGUUCAGUUGUACAUGAUAAAGAUCAAAGUGAAACUGAGUCAACUAAGAAACCAACAAGGAGAAGAUCUAAAAGAACUAGAAGAAUGUUCAUGUCUGAAGAAAAAUCAGUUGAUGAUGUUAAAAAGGAGAAAUCCUUAAGUUCAUUUUCAGAUACUUCACCUGAAGAAGAUGUUGCUGUAUGUUUAAUGAUGCUUUCUAAAGAUGUAUGGAGAAAUUCACAUGACCAAAAACAAGGCAAGUACUACCAAUGUGAGAUUUGUAACAAAGUGUUGAAAUCUUCACAAGCUUUAGGAAGUCAUAAAACAAUUCACAAGAAAAACAACAGUUCUUGCAUUGAAGAAGAGAACAUUAAGGGGAAAUCAAAAGAAAAUUUGAGGCAAUUGAGAGUGAAGAAUGUGGAUGAUGAGAAAGUGCAUGAAUGUCCAUUUUGUGGGAAAAUAUAUGGGUCAGGUCAAGCACUUGGUGGACAUAAAAGAUCACAUAUAUUGAGUUCAUCAAUAACUGGUUCUUCAUCAUCAAAAGUUGGUGAUAGUUUAAUGGAUUCAAGUUCUGGUAAAUUCCCAUUUGGGUUUAUAGAUCUUAACAUGCCAGCUCCAAUGGAAGACGAAGAUUUUAGUGUUUCUUGAUUAAUCAAUCCAUUAAAGCAGAGCCAUUGGAGAGAAGAAUAUGGGAGGUCAAAAUGGUCAUUAUCUCUCAUUUUCUUUUCUUGUUGUGUUUUGUUUUUUCUUUCCAUUAUUCUUUAGUAAUUUUGUUGAAAUGGGUUCUGCUUUGUUAUAGAAAAGUAUUGAAUUUUGUUCCAA
This is a messenger RNA of Lycium ferocissimum, 1292 nucleotides long. RefSeq names its product zinc finger protein ZAT1-like. The transcript has a single exon. The record is from RefSeq and is a predicted model, not a curated record. The coding region runs from base 219 to 1118 and encodes 299 amino acids. Gene Ontology annotation, biological process: regulation of DNA-templated transcription. NCBI's taxonomy places the organism in Eukaryota, Viridiplantae, Streptophyta, Magnoliopsida, Solanales, Solanaceae.